Stegastes partitus (bicolor damselfish) is the source of this 2365-nucleotide messenger RNA. RefSeq names its product cyclin-dependent kinase-like 1. The transcript has 9 exons. Gene Ontology annotation, biological process: protein phosphorylation. The record is from RefSeq and is a predicted model, not a curated record. Bases 352 to 1392 code for a protein of 346 amino acids. Gene Ontology annotation, cellular component: nucleus. Gene Ontology annotation, molecular function: ATP binding; protein serine/threonine kinase activity. Lineage: Eukaryota; Metazoa; Chordata; Actinopteri; Pomacentridae.
AAAUGACAGAAGUCACAUAGCUGCAUGCACAUUUAGAGGCUAUUAAUGGGCUGCUUGGACUGGACUGGAUGAAGACGCUUUCAGACUCUGGACGUGAGUGUGUGUGUGUGUCUAUAGGUCAGCACUGUGAUCUGUUAGAGGUAGUUUUAUCCACGAAAAAUGCAUCUUGUGGACUGCAAUUCCUUCUUAGAUUUGGAAAAUAUAAUCCAAAUCAUGCAUUGUAAGGUUAGAGUGUGAGAUAAACGGUGGCCACUGACAUGUGCAUGCUGAUACUAUCUAUUGUUAUUAUUGUGUUUAUUAAUAAUCUAAAUAAUAUUUCCCUUUUGCCAGGUGACAGCUAGUGGCUACCCCAUGGAGAAAUACGAAAAACUGGCCAAAAUUGGUGAGGGCUCCUACGGUGUGGUGUUCAAGUGCAGACACAGAGACACUGGGCAGAUAGUCGCCAUCAAGAAGUUUGUGGAAUCUGAAGAUGACCCGGUCAUUAAGAAGAUUGCACUGCGAGAAAUACGUAUGCUGAAGCAGCUGAAACACGUGAAUCUGGUCAACCUGCUGGAGGUCUUCAGGAGGAAACGACGGCUCCACUUGGUGUUUGAGUUCUGCGAACAGACGGUCCUGAACGAGCUGGACAAACACCCCCGAGGGGUGCCGGAGGCUCAGCUGAAAAGCAUAGUGUGGCAAACUCUGCAGGCUGUUAACUUCUGCCACAAGCACAAUUGCAUCCAUCGUGAUGUAAAGCCAGAGAACAUCCUCCUCACCAAAACCGGAGUCAUCAAGCUCUGCGACUUUGGCUUCGCCCGCAUUCUGACGGGACCAGAGGACGACUACACCGACUACGUAGCGACCCGCUGGUACCGGGCCCCCGAGCUGCUGGUCGGGGACACCCAGUACGGACCGCCUGUGGAUGUCUGGGCUCUGGGCUGCGUCUUUGCUGAGCUGCUUCAUGGGAAUCCACUCUGGCCUGGGAAGUCUGACGUCGACCAGCUCUACCUCAUCCGAAAAACUCUUGGUGACCUGAUCCCUCACCAUCAACAGGUCUUCCGCUCCAACGUUUUCUUCAGUGGAGUCAGUAUUCCUGAACCCGACACAACGGAGCCCUUAGAAAAGCGCUUCCACGGUGUGUCUCCUUAUGCCCUUCAGGUUAUGAAGUCAUGCCUGGUGAUGGACCCCUCUCUGCGGCUGUCCUGCGAGGAGCUUCUGGAGCUGCCGUACUUCCAGGAGGAAGGAGCCAACUGGGGCCGCGAGGGUGAACGCCCAGGAAGACGACACGACAGAGGCUCCAGGCGCAGACAGGCAGGGGCUCAGUAUCUGCCUCAGUUACCAAACAGCAACAUCUCACCAGCACCGGACGUCAAGAAGCAAGUGAAGCAUAAAUACCACCUGCCCAACAUUUAACAAGCAAAAUGUGAAUGAUGGACGUAUGUGGAAUGAUUUGAAUUCAUUCCAAUUUGAAGAUGCAUAAAGUCUUGUUGCGCUGAAUGAAAAAGAUUUAAAUUCUUGGGCUACUUUCACUUCUACAGAAAAUUUCACUCAACAUUCUUUACACAACAAACAACCGUCUGGACGUGGGGUUAAGCAGUUUCAUAACCAACGAAUGUCCAACCCAUGCAGUCAGUGCUGAUGACAACUUGCACCUAAAGCAAUGGGUACUGCAUUUUUACACUUCUAUAAAUAGGAUAUAAAAUAUUUCAUAGUCACCCGUGUGCCAUCGUCACUUGGACUCAUGUACUAUAGUUUUCUUGCACAUCCAUUGAUAACUGAUCUCCAUGAAGGCUGAAUCUGGCUUUAAAAUACAGGCUACGCUUUAUCUUAUUAAUUAGUUUGAUUCUAGUCAAUAACACAUAAUUUUAAUAGUUUUUAUUUUCUGAUAUAUAAAUAUAGUAUGAAUAAAUGUAUUUAGCCUUAGAUUCAGUAAAUAUGUUGUAAAUAUUGUAUUAUAAAGCAAAAUAUACAGUACAAUAUAUAAUGCUGUAUAUCUGAUGUUUAACUUCCGGUCUGAUUAAGGUUUGAUAAAAACCUGCCAUGAUAGCUGAUAAUUUGAUGGGUUCUUAACACGCUGCAGCUGCAGUUUCAACAGUGAUCUCCAAAGUCUGACACGAUGGACAUCCGCUCGGACACAAGACAAUGAUCCACUGGAUCAUGCAUCAGCACAGUGACAAGCUGACACACUGCUUGACCGAUCACCUGACCUCGAACUUAUCAGAUUACAGAACAGAACUCCUUGUUGUACAUCACUGUGCAAGGUACUGUAAACCAGCAGGUUUUACUCUGGUUUUCAGGGCGCUACGUCUGGUCACGCGACGACUGAUGGAAUUUGAACAAAACAUUCAGUAUUUCUUGUUUACCAAUAAAACGGAUGAGAAUGCAA